AUGAAGGUCUUAGCGCUCUUUCUACUAUUCACUGUAGCUUCAACAACAGCCUACUCGAUAGGCUCAGGACAUAAUCAAGGAUCACGUGGAAAAAGUGGACAAAAUGGAUUAGGUCUAGGAGUUGGUGUUGGAUUAGGUCUAGGAUUAGGAGGUCUUCUUGGAAACAAGCAAAGUAAUCCCGCUCAACAACCAGCUCAACAACCAGCACAACAACCAGCACAACAACCAGCUCAACAACCAGCUCAACAACCAAGCCCAGGAGCAGGUGCAGGAGCAGGUGCCGGAGCAGGAAAAGGUGCCGGAGUAGGAGCAGCAGUUGGUGUAGGAGCAGGAGCAAACGUUGGAGUAGGCGCAGGAGUAAGCGCAGGAGCAUCCGUAGGAGUAGCCACAGGAGUAGGAUUAGGAAACAAUGGGGGAGGAGCUCCCGGAGUAGGCUCAGGAGUAGGCGCAGGAUUAGGUUCAGGAGUAGGCUCAGGAAUAGUUACAGGUCCAGGAACUCAGCCAGGAGCUGGAGCCGGACAAGGAGCUGGAAUAGGUAGCGGAAUAGGAGCAGGAGUAGGUGCUGGAUUAGGAGUACUUGGAAAAGGAAUAGGAGCAAUAGGUCAAGGAAUUGGAGCAGUAGGUAAAGGAAUAGGAAACGGAAUAAGUUCAGGACUAGGAGAAAUAGGUAAAGGAGUAGGACAAAUUGGUUCUAAGAUCAGUGGAUUAGGUAAUGGAUUAGGUGGCCAAACCACUGCAAAACCAUCUAGUGGGUCGAACUCCGGAGGAGUAGGAGUAGGAGUAGGAAUACGCAGAAUGUUAUCCAAAGAUGGUUGA
Messenger RNA from Polistes canadensis, 816 nucleotides. Its product is annotated as glycine-rich cell wall structural protein 1-like. The transcript is spliced from 3 exons. Bases 1 to 816 code for a protein of 271 amino acids. The record is from RefSeq and is a predicted model, not a curated record. Lineage: Eukaryota; Metazoa; Arthropoda; Insecta; Hymenoptera; Vespidae.